Molecule: messenger RNA, 2581 nt
Organism: Eurytemora carolleeae
Lineage: Eukaryota; Metazoa; Arthropoda; Copepoda; Calanoida; Temoridae
Exons: 4
Coding region: 45-605 (186 amino acids)
Source: RefSeq, a predicted model, not a curated record
UAACUAGAGAUAUAUUGACCUUGUAUUACAGAGCUCUGAGAAGAAUGCCUAAAGACUAUUUUGAUUACAAUGUUGAGGAGGAGGUGGAGAUUAUUCCGGAAUCUGAGAAGGAAGCAAAGGUGGUAGAGUUUGUUUACCAAGUUUGCAGAAAAACAUGUACACCUGGAGAAUAUAUCUCAUGGUUACAGGAUGGCAGGAUAAUCGAGGAAGUAAUCUUCAAGAGCUGUCCUACUCCUCUCGGAAAGAAGCAAAGAUCCUGUCCUGAGGAUCAGAUGAAACCCCGGGAGAGAGUUGAGAAGAUUAUCAAUGAUCUCUUUGAGUUUGGAGUUCCUGUCGAACUCCUGUUCGAUGUAGAUGAUCUGCUUAAAUCUAACAACAUUCCGAAGGUUACAGCUUGUCUCUUGGAGGUAAAGAUGAUGGUGUAUACAGGACAAGGCAGGAGCAAGCUUAAGUCUGUCCAGGACGUAGUUAAGGCUCCGUUCCGUUGCUCCGUCUGCAAAGAAAAGUUCUCCAGGAGUGAUCAGCUCCGUCACCAUCUCUGUGAAAACCAUCCGGAUAAAAUUGGGUUUAAUCUUAGAGCUCUUCUACAAAAAAUGACGACAUAAAUUAACUUUUAGAGAAUAUCUUCGAAAAACAACGAGGAUUUCAUUUAAAUAUUUCUUGAAAUGAAAUUUUGGAUUUGUACACUACAAGUUAGGCUGGGGAAACAACAUUUUUGCUUGUGUUGUAUUUGCUAGCGUCAUAGAGGUCAUUUUUGUAACAUGUCUUUUUUAUGUGAAAAAUUUCCAAGUCUGUCCUAUCCACAGAGCCUGUACUAGUCUAGUCUAGUUCUGUAGCCUGCUGAUCCUCAGUAAGCACUACCUAACUGCAGAGCCUGUACUAGUCUAGUCUAGUUCUGUAGCCUGCUGAUCCUCAGUAAGCACUACCUAACUGCAGAGCCUGUACUAGUCUAGUCUAGUUCUGUAGCCUGCUGAUCCUCAGUGAGCAUUACCUAACCCUUAAUAAUGUAAUGGGAAUGUUUUUUCAUAUAGAAAAAAAUUCGGUUUUCUAUUUGUAUAUAGCAAAAAUAAUAAUAGCAAAAAUGUCGUACUCAUAGCGCCAGUAGAACUAUGAAACCUGGAGAACUACCUAGUUAGUGGAUUAAAUAUAUGCUGACACACCAUAAACAUUCAGCUCAACUUUCCUCAUUCGUUUCAUUAAUAUUACUUUGAAAAUACAUUCAUUAAGAUUAACAAAUCCUCCCCCCCCUCCCCUUUACCUCCCCAUGUUUACAGGGUCGACCAAAAAGAAUGAGACUUCAGAGACAAUUACAGAUUUUCUCAAAUUUAUGGUUACCUGCAGUUUUAUACAUGUUUCUUUUUUUCCCUAAAUAAUGUAAAAUGCAUGAGUUUAUCAACUACAGCUGACCUAAUCAAUACAUCAUCUCGUUUUUCACCUUAGGUGGGUAACCCUGUUAUAGUUCUGCAUACAAAUUCUUAACCCCUGAAUUAUAUUCUUAAAUCUUGAAUAAGAAAAUGUUUUAAAUCCUUUUCCUAUAUUCAAUCUGCAACUCUUUUUCAAGUUGUGCAGAAAAAACAUUUUCAAUAGAUUAUUUCAAUUUUAAAAUCAAUCUAGAUAUCUAUACAUUUUAUCAAAAGGAAACAUUUAAUGUAUAAAAAUACAAAUAUGCCAUAAAUCCUGGUAACUAGUUAUGUACACUGUGCAGUUGUAUUUUAUCACUAACUGGUAUCAAGGGGACUGUAAGUGUAAUUUCAAUUGAUUUUUCAUGCAAAUGCCCGAUUUACAACGGUACCCUUAAAACCGGUAUAUGUUCAUCGAUUAUCAAGAUCUUUGUGUGUAAACUAAACGAAAACUGUUUCUAUAUUUUAAAAAUUCCGAUGUGCUUUGCCCCGUGAAAAAUGUCGUCUUUUUAACGUUAAACGCGUUUUGCAAACAUUCGAAAGUAAAUAUUUAUUUUCUGUCACAUCUAGAAAGUAACUGUUGAUUUCCUUAAUAUAUGACAGCUUGCAAACAAAGUGCUUAACAAUUAAAAGGUUUCAGUAGAUAAUUAGGGACAUGUCAGACAUCCUUUAUCAGUCAAAGGUUUAAAGGGCAGCUGUUCUGAAUCGGAGGAAACUCUUCCUUAAAUGGAAAGUCACUUGCAAUUACGUUUACAGUCCCUUUUAUAAUAUUGUUCACGAAUAAUGAAGCAUGCAUAUGAUAUGUUGAUCCCUAAUCACAUCAUCAAUAGAUAUUAUAUCAUCAUUUUAUUUUUUUUCUGUGAAUAGAAAUUGAUUUGAAACUGUUUUCUUAGGACCAAUGAAAUCUCAUUUGUCUUAAAUUGAGUUUAAUUUAAAUUAAAUAAUUCAUUAAUUCAAUUAAACACAUUUAGUUAUUUCCGGGCUGAGAUUUCUUGAUAAAAAAAAACAAUUUUAAAGAUUUUGAGUUAGAUUAUCCCAAUAUGAUUUAUUGUAUUGUUAUAUAAAAUAGUAAAUUCUAUAAAAAAUUCUUAUUGUAUAAUAUAGAUAAAUGCUAAUCUCUAAAUUUGAUGUGAUUAAGCGAGAAUAUGACUUGUAUUAUUGAUUAAUAAACCAGGAUUAUA